Messenger RNA from Elgaria multicarinata webbii, 1757 nucleotides. Its product is annotated as zinc finger protein 501-like. NCBI's taxonomy places the organism in Eukaryota, Metazoa, Chordata, Lepidosauria, Squamata, Anguidae. The coding region runs from base 75 to 1427 and encodes 450 amino acids. The record is from RefSeq and is a predicted model, not a curated record. Gene Ontology annotation, molecular function: DNA-binding transcription repressor activity, RNA polymerase II-specific. Gene Ontology annotation, biological process: negative regulation of transcription by RNA polymerase II. The transcript has 6 exons.
GUUCCUUUUGUGCGGACCAGAGGUUAGGAGGAGCUGGAAGGAGGCAUUGCAGGCGCAAGGAUUGAGAGGUUCUCAUGUCCUUUGAGGAGGUGGCUGUGUAUUUCACCCAGGAGGAAUGGGGGCUGCUGGACCCAGGCCAAAAGGCUCUGUACAGAGAAGUCAUGCUGGAGAAUUAUGGGAUCGUGGCCUUUGUGGGUAGUGGGACACCGUCAGUGCCACCUUCGAGAAUAUCUCCUCCUUUGGGUGGAAAGAAAGCGGCUACUGUGAAGGCGCCGGUGAAGUUUGCAGAGGUGUCCGUGCGUUUCACGGAGGAAGAGUGGGCGCUGCUGGAUCUGCGCCAAAGGCUCUUACACCUGGAAGUCAUGCUGGAGAAUUACAGGAACGUGACCUCUCUGGUUCCCAAACCUGAUCUCAUCUCCAGACUGGAAGAAGGGGAAGUUCUGUUCAUCCCAAACCCUGAGGAGGGGGAGAAAUCAGCAGAGAGUUAUAGGGAGCUACAUAGAGUAUCAUCAGAAACAACCGAGUAUGAAGUGAAGGAAGAGGCCUUUGGCAGCCGAAAUCAAAGAAUCCACACUGAGGAGAAAUCGGAUGAAAACUGGGAGUGUGGAGAAAUUUUCCCUCGUAGGGCAAGCCAUACUCCACGCCAAACAACCCACCAAGAAGUGAAAACACAUACAUGCUUAGAGUGUGGAAAGACCUUCAAACAGAAGUCAACCCUUAUUUCUCAUCAGAGAAUCCACACAGGCGAUAAAUCAUAUGAAUGCUUGGAGUGUGAGGAGAGCUUCCCUUAUAGCAGUCACCUUGCCGCACACACAAAAAUUCACUCAAAGACAAAGCAACAUAAAUGCUUGGAAUGUGGAAAACGAUUCAAUGCGAUCUCCCUUCUAGUGAUACAUCAAAGAACCCACGCAGGGGAGAAACCAUACAAAUGCUUGGAGUGUGGAAAGAGCUUCUGUCAGUUGUCGACCUUAAUUGGCCAUCAAAGGACCCACACAGGGGAGAAACCCUAUAAAUGCUUGGAGUGCGGAAAGGGUUUCAACCAGAGCACAACCCUUACUGCACAUAAAAGAAUCCACACGGGCGAGAAACCCUAUAAAUGCUUGGAGUGUGGGGAGAGCUUUACUUUGAGUACAAGCCUCUCUUCUCAUCAGAGAAGCCAUGCAGGGGAGAAAUUGUUUAAAUGCUUUGAAUGUGGAAUGAGCUUUACUCACAGAACAAACCUUACUUCCCACCAAAAAAUCCACACUGGGGAGAAAAGCUAUAGAUGUUCAGAGUGUGGAAAGAGCUUCAACCGCAGCACAACCCUUACUGCACAUCAUAGAAUCCAUACAGGGGAGAAGCCAUAUACCUGUUCAGAGUGUGGGAAAAGUUUCAAUUAUAGCACGCACCUUACUAAACACAAAAGACAUCACUGUGAAUCCAUAUAAAUGCUUGCAGCAUUGAAGGAACUUCAAUAUUUAGUACCCAGUCUAAUGUUUCACCCAAAAACCCAUUGAGUUGCUGUGCAUUUCUCUACUAUUUUGUGUUUUUAAUAAUUUCUCAGGCCGUUGUAUGGUGAAUAUUUGCUAAUAAUAGUCCUCAGGAUACUGGAUUAUUUAGGAGGGCAGGAUAGAAAUUCUUAGCUAGUUAAGAUUCAUUACAACAUAGUAAGAUGAUUGCUGGAAGAUGGUCGCUUGUACAAAGUUAUUGAUAUCUUGUGUUUAAUGGUUUUUAUUUUUGUGAAAUUGAAAUAAAUGUAAUAAAUGAAAAUGAAAUAA